AGCGUCUCUCAGUGUUCAGGUCUUUGUGUACUGUUGUUUCUGCAAGGCAGAAGAACGGUGGACGUUUAGAACAGCACAAGAUACAAGAUGUUUCGAUUGUUCCUAUCAGUGACCCUCGCUGCUACAGCACUGGCUACGACAUUUCAAAAAUGUUCAGACAAGGAGCCACCGCCAGAGAAUCUGAGAGUGUCCGAUUGUACGGAAGAACCCUGUAAUUUCGUCAGGGGCAAGGAACUGAUCGCAGAAGUGGACUUCGUUCCCGACCACAACAUCACGGAGCUGAAACCAAAUGUGCAAGCCAUCGCCCUAGGACUGCCUGUCGAAUACCCAGUGCCACAAAGGAACGCCUGCAAAUCUAUCCUGGAGAAGACGUGUCCACUGCCACAGAAUGUGCAAGCCACCUACGUGCUGAAAAUUCCUAUCCUGUCAAUUUAUCCUCCGGUACGACUGACGGUGAAAUUCGCCCUAAUCGAUUCCGGCACAAAUCAGGUGGUCACGUGCUUCAAGAUUUCAGGGCAGGUUGUGUAAAGAAUAACCUCGCCGUAAAUUAAUUCAAAAACUCUUAAAAAUAUCUUAAACUAUACAAAACAUUGCACAUAUCUUACAAUUUAUAGAUUUUUUUAGUCUUCCUAAAAGCAUUCGGAAGACUGAUAGGUUGUUUGGUUACUGAACAACGUUUUACAACUGCACAGCUUACACAACGUUGAAAUAUACGCUGAACAUAAUUAGGAAGAAAGCCUGUUUUAAGAUACUAUAUCAGCGUCUGCUUAAAGGUACUGGGAAAUCCGACCUCAACUUCAAUUACGAUAGCGCGUCACACGAGCAAGAUUUGAACUAAGGUCCACCCGAAUACGAAGCAAGAAUUGUUAACUCUUUGACCAUUCACCAGAAAGUAAUGCUAGUGUUUUCUAAAGAGUCCGUCUAUGUACAUCCUACUCAGCUACCAGCAAGGGAUUUUGUUACUGAUUAUAAAUAAUCAUAAAUGACUGACAAUGAUAAUAUAAGCCGCGCUCCCCACUGAUAUCAUUAUCUGUCAGAACUUGGUUAAGUGUUGAAAUAGAAAACAUUUUUCCAACCUGAUUACAAAUAAACCAAUCUUUGACUCAAACAUACUUCACUGCACUUCAUAAGACUGAUUAAAUUUUAUCGGCUACAAAAACACCUGUGGCCAGGUGUUCAAUAAAAGCAUUAUGAAUGUU
Messenger RNA from Zootermopsis nevadensis, 1199 nucleotides. The record is from RefSeq and is a predicted model, not a curated record. NCBI's taxonomy places the organism in Eukaryota, Metazoa, Arthropoda, Insecta, Blattodea, Termopsidae.